Condylura cristata (star-nosed mole) is the source of this 1913-nucleotide messenger RNA. It is a transcript of the gene ALAD, whose product is annotated as aminolevulinate dehydratase. NCBI's taxonomy places the organism in Eukaryota, Metazoa, Chordata, Mammalia, Eulipotyphla, Talpidae. The record is from RefSeq and is a predicted model, not a curated record. Gene Ontology annotation, cellular component: cytosol. Gene Ontology annotation, molecular function: porphobilinogen synthase activity; zinc ion binding. Gene Ontology annotation, biological process: heme biosynthetic process. The transcript is spliced from 12 exons. Bases 183 to 1196 code for a protein of 337 amino acids.
GCUGGUGGAGGCGGAGUGUAAACCGAGGGGGACCAGCUGCUUCCGGGUGAACCGUCCCGCCCCCACGUGGACCAGCGGAGUAGGGCGCACCACGGCGGGGGCGGGCGCGGCGCCCGGGAGUCCUCUGGGAGGCAGGGCUGAGCGAGCCGCAGACCAAGAGGCCCUCACUUCCUACCGACUGGAUGCCCGGUACCCCGGGUCCCACCAUGCAGCACCAGUCAGUUCUGCACAGCGGCUACUUCCACUCCCUGCUUCGGAGCUGGCAGGCGGCCAGCACCACCCUCGGUGCCUCCAAUCUCAUCUACCCCAUCUUUGUCACGGAUGUUCCUGAGGACAUACAGCCCAUCGCCAGCCUCCCAGGAGUGGCCAGGUACGGUGUGCAGCGGCUGGAGGAGAUGCUCAGACCCCUGGUGGAAGAGGGCCUGCGCUGUGUCCUGGUCUUCGGCGUCCCCAGCAGAGUUCCCAAGGAUGAGCGGGGCUCUGCGGCCGACUCCGAGGACUCCCCGGCCAUUGAGGCCAUCCGUCUGCUGCGCAAAACCUUCCCCGGCCUCCUGGUGGCUUGCGACGUCUGCCUGUGCCCCUACACCUCCCACGGUCACUGUGGGAUUCUGAGUGAGAAUGGGGCAUUCCUGGCUGAGGAGAGCCGCCAGCGGCUGGCAGAGGUGGCACUGGCCUAUGCCAAAGCAGGAUGUCAGGUGGUGGCCCCUUCAGACAUGAUGGAUGGACGCGUGGAAGCCAUCAAGGAAGCUCUGAUGGCACAUGGAUUUGGCAACAGGGUAUCCCUGAUGAGCUAUAGUGCCAAGUUCGCUUCCUGUUUCUAUGGACCUUUCCGGGAUGCGGCUCAGUCAAGCCCAGCUUUCGGAGACCGCCGCUGCUACCAGCUGCCACCCGGGGCCCGGGGCUUGGCCCUCCGCGCCGUGGACCGGGAUGUGCGCGAGGGAGCUGACAUGCUUAUGGUGAAGCCGGGAAUGCCCUACCUGGACAUCGUGCGCGAGGUCAAGAACAAGCACCCGGAGCUGCCCCUGGCUGUGUACCACGUCUCUGGAGAGUUUGCCAUGCUGUGGCACGGAGCCCAGGCUGGGGCGUUUGAUCUCAAGGCCGCCGUCCUGGAGGCCAUGACUGCCUUUCGCAGAGCAGGUGCCGACAUCAUCAUCACCUACUACACCCCUCAGCUAUUACGGUGGCUAAAGGAAUGACUGAGAACUUGUGCAAGACCCAAGAACUAGAACUUUUCAAAGUUCCCAGGGCCUUGGAAAAGUGAAAACCAAAGUAAAUGCUGCUUUUAGAGUCGUGCCCUCUUGCCCUCUUCCUGCUCACACGCUGGCAGGGCCCCCUCCAGGGCUGGUUUCCACAGCAUGCCAAAUGUUCCACUUUUGCAGCCACUUCUUCAUGGGUUCUCCCAGGCCCCCCCCCCAACCCCUCCCCUGGGUCAACAGUAAGACUCACCUCUGCUCCAGCUUCUUCCUGCAGUGCAGCUCCACCUUGAAGACAAGCAGGAGUUGGGUGCAGGCUCAGUGGGUCCUGGGAGAGGGCUUGGAGCAGGAAAAGAGCAGUUAGAUCUUGGAUCCUAAGAAGCUCUGGAAAACUCAGCACUGCCAGCAACAGAGCUGGGCUGCUGGCACCAGGCCUUGACUGGCGUCUCUGGUUUAUAAUUGAGAUCUGCUGCGAUGCCACCCAGAUCAGUGGUUGCCAGCCUACCUGCAGCUGCCCAUUCAAUUCUGUUCUGAGCCAUAAACCCAAAGAAUUGCUCUUUAAUGCAGAAAUGUUGCCUGAGCAUCAUAUUCAGGAGCCAAGGGAGAGUUCCUGACUGUUGGGGAUGCUACCACCAUGAGGCUUUUUAUUGAAGAGAAAUUUUGUGAGAAUGUCUGCUCUGUGCCCAAGAUUGGGCUUGUUACUGGGAAUACAGCAGAACA